Messenger RNA from Rubroshorea leprosula, 1108 nucleotides. Lineage: Eukaryota; Viridiplantae; Streptophyta; Magnoliopsida; Malvales; Dipterocarpaceae. The record is from the annotation of a GenBank genome assembly.
CACCGCCGCUAACAACCAUUCCCCCACGACGUCGCUUACAUCCGACGCGCCGUCGAGAUAGCCGACAAAUCUGCGGGCUUCACGUCUCCACAUCCGAACUUCGGGUGCGUAAUCGCCACGCCAAGCGGAGAUGUCGCCGGUGAGGGGUACCUGUACGCCCAGGGCACGAAGCCCGCCCGCUGAGAUCCAAGCGGUGGAGGCCGGAGGCGGGCAUUGUAGAGGCGCCACUACCCACCUCAAUAUGGAACCCGGUGACUGCCAUGGCGAUCACACUGCCGUCUCUGCUCUGGUUCAGGCAGCCAUCCAAAGAGUUGUUGUUGGAAUCAGGCAUCCUUUUCAGCAUCUCAGAGGCAAUUCUAUACGUGCCUUGAGGAGUCAAGGUUUGCAUGUUGAGGUUCUCGGGGAGGAUGUACAAAGUAAGAUUGUGGAGGAAGCUCAGAAAUCAUGCCUUCUCGUCAAUCUGCCUUUAAUUCACAGAGCUACAUCUCGAGUUCCAUUUUCUGUUCUUAAGUAUGCUAUGACCCUUGAUGGAAAAAUUGCAGCCAGUAGUGGACAUGCAGCAUGGAUAAGCAGCAAAAUGUCUAGGCAUAGGGUCUUUGAACUAUGGGGCAGAAGUGAUGCAAUUGUAGUGGGAGGAAAUACCAUAUGCAGGGACAAUCCACUAUUAACUACAAGGCAUGGAGGUUGGCAUAUGCCCAUUCGGAUCGUAAUGACACAGAUUCUUGAUCUUCCAGUGGAAGCAAAUCUGUGGGACAUGUCUGAGGUCUAGUAUAGUUGUAACACAAAGAGAAGCUAGGAGGAGUUUCCAGAAAUUGCUUGCAUCUAAAGGAGUUGAAGUAGUGGAGUUUGACAUCUUAAAUCCCAGAGAAGUUAUGGAAUAUUUUCAUGAUCGGGGCUACCUAUAUCUCUUAUGGGAGUGUGGAGGGACUCUAGCUGCAUCUGCCAUUUCAUCUGGUGUAAUACACAAGUGGUAUGCAGAUUAAGACCCACAAACGAAAUAUUGCUGCUCCCCUGGACCCUGCAGCCCUGGACCCUGCAGCAUUUGCUGAUGCAGUGGUCCAGAUUUAUCUGGAUAAUGCUGGUGAUCUGAUAAAUUUCUACAGCAGUG